This is a messenger RNA of Lichtheimia ornata, 1698 nucleotides long. RefSeq lists its product as uncharacterized. Bases 1 to 1698 code for a protein of 565 amino acids. The transcript has 10 exons. Gene Ontology annotation, cellular component: cytoplasm. Gene Ontology annotation, molecular function: 3'-5'-RNA exonuclease activity; RNA binding. NCBI's taxonomy places the organism in Eukaryota, Fungi, Mucoromycota, Mucoromycetes, Mucorales, Lichtheimiaceae. The record is from RefSeq and is a predicted model, not a curated record.
AUGGAAAUUGCUCGCCAUCAAUUCCAAUCGUCCUUGCCUGCAGUUCAAAAGGCCAUCGAUGAGUGUGAGUUUGUAGCCAUUGACACCGAGCUUUCAGGGCUACAUCGACCCGGUGGAUCACGACGUCUAGACACAUUGGCGAAUCGAUAUGCUGAAUACCGUGAAGCAACACGUCGUUUUAUUAUUAUCCAGUUUGGGUUGUGUACUUUCAAGUGGGACGAGCCUUCAGGUCGCUAUAUCGCCAAAGCCUUCAACUUUUACAUCUUCCCUACCAGCAUGACCGGCAAGAUCCAACCCGAUCGUCUUUUCCUAACUCAGGCACAAGCAUUUGACUUUUUAUCUAAACAAGGAUUUGAUUUCAACAAGUGGAUAUAUCAAGGCAUCCCCUAUUUGACUGUGGCCGAAGAAGAAGCCUAUGUACAACAAGCUCGACGCAAGAUGUCUGAAGAUUUGCCUGAUAUCCGCAUUGAUGAAAAGGAAAAAGGUUUUGUUGCGACUGCAAAGGAGAGAAUUGAUGCCUGGAUUCAAGAUCCCAGCAAAACGGAUGAUAAGGAUGGUGUCAAUAUCGAGACUCGCAACGCUUAUCAACGUCGAUUAAUCUAUCAAGAAGUGAGAAAACAGUAUCCUGAUCUCACUGCUGAAGGUCGAAAUGGUUUUAUUCGCGUGGUCAAGUUGACUGAAAAGCAGCGAGAGAAGCGUGUCAAAGAUCAGAUGACCAAACUCAAGAAAGAUUGUGCGGGCGCUGUGGGUUUCCGCCGAGUGAUUGAUAUGAUUUCUGCAUCCCGUAAACCGGUCGUUGGUCACAACAUGUUGCUCGAUAUGUGUCACGUGAUUGCCCAAUUCAUCCAGCCCCUUCCUGAAGACGUACAAGAUUUCAAAAAGCUGGCUCGUAGACUUUUCCCAUGCAUAGCGGACACAAAGUACAUUUGCGCAGCUUCACCUUACUUGCAGCCUGUGAUCGGAACAGCCACAUCAUUGGAAAUCUUGCGUUCAGAGACCAACCGCGACAUAUUCAGUAAUCCUCGUAUUGACAUGGAUAUUGAAUUUCCGAGAUACGUCAACGACAUGAAUCACGAGGCAGGUUAUGAUGCUUAUAUCACUGGUAUCUCAUUCUUGAAGCUGUUGUCAUAUGUUGAGAACCAAGUCAACCCACCACCGCCACCGCCACCUGAACCAGAAAACGUGGAGGAAGAAAAGAAGGAACGUGGUGAUCGAGAAGCCAAUGGAUGGGAUAUCUCGGAUGAUGAAGAGGAGGAAGAUUCGAAAUGGCUUGAGGAUGACCCUGCGGAUGAAAUCUACAAUUAUGGAUCGACUUAUUAUCCUCUUCGUGACAAGAAUGGUGAUCCCACAUCUGUGCUUGCAGAGUUUGCCAACAAGGUGACCAUGGUGCGUACGGGAUUUGUUUGCUUUGAUUUCGCUGGACCUGAAAAGAUCGACGAGACAAUCGAUGGAUUUUAUUUACUCUGCGAGCCAACGGCAACCUUCCCUUCAGAUGAAGCGCUACAACAAGUUUUCGAGAGCCAUGGAAAACACAUUGUGGAUAGAAUAGAUGAGAAGAGUGCAUUUGUGGUGUAUGAGAAUUUGCAGGGGAACAUUGAUGCCAUCAAGCAGCUUAUUAUUGAGCAACUUGCAUCUGGAGUUGUAGUAGAAACCAUUUCAGAUUACGUUAAAAAAGUAAAUGCUCUUUCCCUUCAAUGA